Messenger RNA from Culicoides brevitarsis, 2275 nucleotides. RefSeq names its product inositol polyphosphate 5-phosphatase E (gene INPP5E). Gene Ontology annotation, molecular function: phosphatase activity. The transcript is spliced from 4 exons. The record is from RefSeq and is a predicted model, not a curated record. Gene Ontology annotation, biological process: phosphatidylinositol dephosphorylation. Bases 167 to 2131 code for a protein of 654 amino acids. NCBI's taxonomy places the organism in Eukaryota, Metazoa, Arthropoda, Insecta, Diptera, Ceratopogonidae.
UUAACUUUAAAGUCAUUUUUUGCAUUCAUCGACCGAUUUUGAAUCAAUAAUGACACUUGUGAUAGUCAAACACUUGCAAAUAAAGUGUUAAAUAAGCGAAGAUUUUUGUCUUCAAUUCUCUUUCGCCGUAAAAAAAGAGAAAAAAAAAUUAUCGUGAGCGAGUGAUAUGGAUGAAGAUGGAGAAGCAAUUGUCGAUGAGGACCCCGCAAAUCGUUCAAUACCGAAAAAACGCUCGAUAUUGGGUAUUUUUGGAAAACGCUUGUCACGUGUCGAACCCGAUCCGAAGAGCUUAGAGCCUGAAGGAUGUCAUUCGGAGGGCGAAUUGACGCCCGUUGUGAUGCGACGCUCGAAAAACAACAACAACAACAAUACUCACAUGCCUUUAAUGAUACCGGAGAAAUCCAAAGCCGUAAAUCGCCUUGCAAGUAAUUUUACCUUUUGUUGCUCAUCUGCACCCGCUAAUGCCUUUUCGCCCAUGGAAUGCAACGAUAUUCCGAUUGUGAAGCCAAACAUUCGCCCCCGUUCGCAUCUCAAACUGGAAUUGGAAACGUUGAAUUCGAUGAAUUCACGGAAAAGAUGGUCUGCUGAAGUUCCUCGGGGAUGUUUCAAGAAUUUGCUGUUGGAAUUGGAAAACGGAAAAUUGAAUGAAUUACAGCAAAUUAGCUCACAAAAGUCAAUAACGGAAUCAAAAUCUCGCUUUAGAAAUAGAUAUUUACCACCGAAUGCGACGACGACGACGCAUCAUGACGAGCUUAAUCCCAAACAAGACAUUAGUUAUAAGAAUUUAUCGACGCCUGAUCUCUGCAACUUACCAAUUGACGAAGCAACUGCUGAAGAAAGUAGAAAAAGUAGAAGAUCUGCUUCAUUAGAAGUCUUACCGUAUGGCGUUGAAACAUUUAGACAAGAACAUCCCGUUACUGCUGAUUCGUUAGCACGUCAUGCUUUGAUGGCAGCAAGCGUUGUUCAACUAAUUCCCACGGAAAAAGCGAAGCAACGCAACUUUUUUCAAGGACAACUCGGAGCAAAUCCUCUUCUCGGGCCUUCUGAAUUAGAUCGUUUCUUGCCGGAUCGCACGAUAAAAGUUUUUGUCGGUACAUGGAACAUGAAUGGACAAAAUCCGCCAUCGCAACUCAAUGACUUUGUGUUUCCGAAUCAAAUGGAGCACGUUCCAGAUCUGAUUGUUCUCGGUACGCAAGAAUCUACGUCGGAGCGUUAUGAAUGGGAAGUGCUUUUACAAGAAACGUUGGGUCCUUCGCACGUUCUUUUUCACUCAGCAUCGCUUGGGACACUGCAACUCGCUGUUUUUCUUCGACGCGAUCUCAUUUGGUUUUGUUCCUUGCCCGAAGACGAUUCCUUUUCCGUUCGACCUGGCACGGCGUUUCGUACAAAAGGCGCUGUUGCGAUUUGUUUUUGCAUCUUUGGGACGUCAUUUUUGUUCAUAACUUCGCAUCUCACGGCACAUCAGCAAAAAGUCAAGGAACGUGUGCAAGAUGUCAAAAAAAUCAUUCAUGCCUUGGAUUUACCCAAAAAUAUGAAUAUUCGACACAAAAGCAAAGAUGUCACAACAAAUUUCGAUUGCGUGUUCUUUUGCGGCGAUUUGAACUUCCGUUUGAGUGAACCACGUCUCAAUUUGUUAAAAUGGAUUGAAAACACGCAAUUUCCGUUGCCCGAACAUCUGCCUCACGGAUAUCUCCAUACGGAUCAACUCACACAAGCAUUAUCCGCCGGAGCUGCUUUCAAAGGUUUCAAAGAAGCAAAAAUUACAUUUCCGCCAACGUACAAGUACGAUCCAGGCACUCAGCAAUUCGAUACGUCAAGCAAACAACGUGCUCCCGCUUAUACCGAUCGCAUUUUAUACAAAUUCCGUGCUCCGAGUGUCUUGAGACGCCCAAGCACAAAUCCAAGCAUAUCUUGUGAACCCAUCGAGUGUCUCGCUUACGAUUCCGUUAAUAGCAUAGUUUCGUCGGAUCAUAAGCCAGUUUGGGCUCUUUUCAAAUGUCAAGUUAGACCGGGAAUUGAUUCAGUUCCUCUCGCUGCUGGUCUCUUCAAUCGAGAAGUUUAUUUGGAAGGAAUGCGAAGACGUCUUAAUAAUUCCAACACUGGCUCAUCAACCGUUUGCUCUAUUCAGUAAAAAAAUGAAAUUCAUAGAAAUUUAAUGAAUUUAGAGAACAUUUAACCAAAGAUUUUAAUUUAUUUAUUUAUUGAAAUUGUGAUUUGUUUUAAUUUAUUUUUAUUUUUUUGUGAUGUAAUAAAAAAUUACCUCAAAUUGCUCCAA